Molecule: messenger RNA, 3732 nt
Organism: Sparassis crispa
Lineage: Eukaryota; Fungi; Basidiomycota; Agaricomycetes; Polyporales; Sparassidaceae
Exons: 10
Coding region: 1-3732 (1243 amino acids)
Source: RefSeq, a predicted model, not a curated record
AUGGCCGCUGUGGAUAUCGAAACUCGCAAACCGGAUGCGGAAUCUUCACCACUACUGCAAAGCCUAGUGGUCGAUGACCUUGUCGAAGGAGUCGCCGGAGUCGUCUUACAGGACCCGCAACCAGACACAGAUGACAAAAUAGACACUCCACCACGGCCACUUAGGGUUUACACUCGCUCGCAGGUUCUGUAUCUGCACAAAUCUCCUUUGGUUAAACCCCCGGAUGGCAUGCCUCCCUUGAAGGACUGGUUCGGAGAUUGGAAUGAGCAACAACUUACGACGAAGAAAGAUUCAGAAAACACCAAUGGCGCGACAAAUGCUAGAGAUAGACGCUUUCGACGGGACCCGGAAGAUACAGAUGCUCCAACCAGACCCACAUUCCGCACUGCGCUAACCCAGCCUUCACAAAUGGGCAACUUUCGGCAUCAAUCACUCCGUACGACCGAGCGUGACAAGGAUAAAGACUCGGAAAAGGAGCGGGAGCGGGACCUUAGGGACAAGGAAGGUCAGGAAAGACUGCGGAACCUUUCUGACAAAUAUGAUCGCGACCGCGGACUUGCUGCCACUAACUUGCGCAACAAAGAGAGAGACUCAGCUCCGCAUUUGAAUUCUGCGACAUCAAGGCUUGGGCAGCCACAAGGAUCUGUCGCUGCCCGCCGUGCUGAGGUAAGGGAUACACCUAAAAGAAAGCUUGGAGAAAGCAGCGAGGACUGGAGGAGAGGACCUGAUACGUCACGCACCACCAGAGACGACAGACCUGACAAUUCUCGAAGAGACCGUGAAAACCGUGAUCGGCCUCGUUCUCGGGUACGUGAAUCUUCCAGACCUAGACGCGAACCUUCUGCGGGUCGACGAGACCGGGACCGCGACGAACGGGACAGAGGUCGUGAUCGCCGUGGUGAUGGCGAUCGUGACAAGGACAAGGAUGACUAUCCUCGGCGUGAUCGCGACGACUAUUCCCGCCGGGAUUGGGAUGACUUCCACAAUCGUGACAGAGAUCGGGACGACCAUAUCCAGCGAGACAAUCGAGACAGGUAUGAUCACCCUCGUCAGAGAGACAUCGACCGGGACCGAGACCUGGACGAUGACCCAAGACGAUGGAGGGAUGAUGGCAGACGAGACGAGAGGGUGGCCACUAGACGGGAGCGCGAAAGGUGGGAUAGACAUGACGAGCGUGACAGGGAACGUCCUGCUGCAGGUGACGACCGUGAUACUCGCCCUAAGCGCGGGCCACGCGAGCGAAGAGGAGGUGCCGCUGACGACGGCAAGGAGAAAGACGAACGCAGAGAACGGGACAGGGACAGAGAAGCAGAGCCAGCAUGGAUGGAGACGUAUAUUCCAAGCACUUCAGGUGGAGGCAUACUCGGAGGUAAACCUGUGGAUGGCGAACUGGAUGGCAUCCAAGCCUGGAAGAAGGGGAUGAAGGAGAAAGAGCGCAAGGAGAAGGAACUCCAGUCUAAUGCCGACACAACGACGCACAAGACCGUGACGGAUCCAUCUGGCGAUUCCACUCCUCCUAUUUCCAAUCCCAUCGAAAAUCAGCUUGACGAAAUCCAACUCUUUAAGUUGAUGAUGAAAAGGGAGGCGGAGAAAAAGGAAGAUAAACCAACAGUCACACAGAAUAACUCCAAUUCACCAGGAGGUGCUUUUAACGCUAACCAAGAACCGUCAACGGUUUCGAACGAUACUGCCAGUACUCCUCGCACAUUGGAAGAGUCUGUUAAACAAGCGGCCAUCGUGACAGGGAGCAUCCAUCACUCUUCUCAGCCGGAUAAAUCAGACGUAUCCCCCUCAGAAGGGUCGCAGUCAUUAUUAUCCGCCUUGAUUUCCUCUGCAUCAAAUGAGUCGUCCCUGCGUGUUCCCAAGCCAUCCACCCCGUCCUUAGAUUUGGACAGGUCUAGGGUUCUACAGUCCCGUGUCGUAGCAAUGUCCUCUUCUACGUCAUCACCGUCUACCGCUCAAUACACAGACAUUCCACCAGUGGGUUUGUCGUCCUCGAAUGCACCCACCACUUUCAAUCCUCCACCUGGGUCUCGUCUCCUCGCAUUCGGUUCUCGUGUAUCAGCUGCUUCACCCGUCAACCCCGACUUCCUCCCGUCGAAGAGUCUCUCAACUCUUGACCCUAUUGCCCAAUUCGCUCCUCCAGGUGUUCCUCCUCUUGCUGCGCAGAAGGCAACGAACGUUUCUUCACUCGCUUCCGUAAAUCCUUUACUCGCUGGCACAAUGCACAGCGCGCCCGACGCUUUGUCCGCUGUGGGAUCUGAAGGACCUCUUGGCGCUAGACUAGCACCCUCCGAGUCGUCACAAGUCAUUAGGAGUUACUCGCCGCACGGUAAUUUAUCUCAAGCAUCUCAUCAGUUUGAAGAUUUGCACGAUAUACCACCUGCCGCUGGGCAGAUAAAUGACACCCUUCGUCGUGCUUCGAUUAUGUCAGAACGAGCGACAUAUGGCAUUUCCGAGAGCGGAACUCCAUUUGUCGAUUUGGGAGGUGGCCCACCUGUUGCAGCCAACAUUCAAAGCGGGAGCCGAUUUGCUAAAUUUUUCGAUUCCAAGACCAGAGAGGCACAAAGCAUUCCUGCCAGGAAGGUACAGCCUGGAGCAGGCUUUGCCUCCUCUUCAUCUCAUCUGGGUACGAGAAUGGAGCAGAUGCACCUCAAUGAUACGUUAGGCAACGGUGGCGAAUCAAGAACUAUGGAAGACAUUUUCGCCAUGCUGCAGAACUCCUCCCAGGGUCAUCGUGUUUCACCGCAGAUACCUCCUCCCGGCCGACUUGCCUCCGGAAGCCCCUUUGGGCAAGGUCACGCAGAGCUACAUGCUCUCCAGCAGCAAAUCCACCCACAGCAGCAUUUCCCGUCUAACAAUCACCUAGACUCACUGUACGACAGCCGCUUUGAUGACAGGAACUUUGUUCCGGAUGGAAUGGUUCCUGGUCUUCGACCGGCCGUCCCGCGGUCCCGAAGCAGGGAGCCUACUGGAGUCCUCUUCAACGAGCAGCUUGACGACCCGUUACACUUCAACAUGCAGCGUCUCCCUCCCCAGCGACACGUUGAUCAGAUGUAUUCCGGUCCUGUACCCUCGUUGUACUCUCAGCAAGCAGGAAUGCUGCGCAACGGUGGCAUGCCGCUUCAGCAGGCACAAUAUCGUGGCGGCCCGUCUCCACUUUCGAACCAAACCACUCUCCAGGGACCUUCGCAGCGGUUACCUCAAGGGCUCGCAAAUCUCGGUGGACGCCCGCCUCACGACCCAUCACAAUACCCGGGAGGACCUAUGGGUGUUGGACUGCAUGCUGGCUUGCAAGGCAGCUCGCCUGCGCAGCAGAUCUACAAUAACUUCACAGGAGGUGGUCUUGGGUACAAUGGCAAUCCACAGGUCCGCGGCCCUCCUGGUCCCCAGAGCACGCUUGGUGUGAACUCAAUGGCCGGGAUGGGUCUGCAGAACAAUAUGGAACUACGAACGCACACCCAAGCGCAGUUGCUGGGGAUGAAUGGAGGUGGUAUGGGUGGGGGAUUGAGAGGUUCGGGGUCAGGGUUUGGUCCCCAGCACGGACUUUCACAGAUACCAGCGUCGCACGUCUCCAUGCGCCAGCAACAACAGCAGCAGCAGCAUAUACCUCCUCACUUGGUGCCGCAUAUGCUACCUCUCCAUCUGCAACAGCAGCAAGGGCUGUCUGGGGGUAAUCCACAGGGCGCGCAGGACUUGAUGGCCCUCUUGAUGGGUGGUCACAGGGAAUGA